Molecule: messenger RNA, 3533 nt
Organism: Myzus persicae (green peach aphid)
Lineage: Eukaryota; Metazoa; Arthropoda; Insecta; Hemiptera; Aphididae
Exons: 9
Coding region: 474-3533 (1019 amino acids)
Source: RefSeq, a predicted model, not a curated record
AGUUUAUUACUAUUCUGUGGUAUUAGUGUAUUACACAAAAGAUUUCUUAUCGCCUAUCGGCCCGCAUCAGCUGCCGCUCUGCCACAACAACACUACAACGUCGAUCCCUUUUUGGCGGCGGGUAAGGGGGGUAAUAACUCACAGAUAAUAGAUAUUAUGUUGUUGUAGAUACUAUUUUUAGAAUAAUUUUAGACUAAAUAUUGAACAUUUUCAGUGCUAUCGUGUAUUUGUUUGCGGUACUGCCGGUACUGUAGGUAGUAUUUACUAUUUUACUGGUAUCUUAUCUCAAUCAAAUUAUAGAACUACCUUUAUUAUAUUAUACUUAUUUCACUAUUGCGGACAUUACGUUACGUUGUUGCUCAUAACUCAUAAGUCAUUAGUUUCAGUGUAACUUAUUUCUUAGUUUUUACAUAUUGCAUAGUACAUAAUGCAGCUAUAACAGGCGUUUACGUGCUGCUGUUUUACUUUUUUCAAUGGGCAAUUCAAAAAAAUCACAUAAAAGCGGAAGUGCUAAAAGAAAAAAGAAGGAGAAAGAUUUGCUGAGAAAGGAAGCACAAAACCCCGAUCAAAAAAAAUUAAAUUUUGUAAAAUCAAAUGUCAAUGCUUUAAAGCAAUACAAUGAAAAAAUUCAAGUUAAUACAGUUGAAGACAUUGAAAAUGUUGAUACCAUCACAACAGUUGGAACCUGUUCAAAUAUUGAUAACGGUGACAGUGAUCUUAAAAAAUAUUACAGUACUGUUAUUGAAAAUGAAAGAGAAAAGCUGAAUAGUGAUGAUGAUGUCAAUGCUUUAAAGCAAUACAAUGAAAAAAUUCAAGUUAAUACAGUUGAAGACAUUGAAAAUGUUGAUACCAUCACAACAGUUGAAACCUGUUCAAAUAUUGAUAACGGUGACAGUGAUCUUAAAAAAUAUUACAGUACUGUUAUUGAAAAUGAAAGAGAAAAGCUGAAUAGUGAUGAUGAUGUCAAUGCUUUAAAGCAAGACAAUGAAAAAAUGCAAGUUAAUACAAUUGAAAAUAUUGAUACCAUGGCAAUAGUUGAAACCUGUUCAAUUGUUGAUAAUGAGGUUAGUGAUAUGUUUAUAAAACCUAGAAGUAUUAAUGUUACAAGCUUUUGGUCAUUCCAUCCUCAUCAACCAAAAACAGACAUUCCAUUCAGACCUUCAAAAUUGUACAAACGUAAGGAUGGAGGUCAUCGUAAAUGGGUAUCUUAUUGUGUUAAGAAAAAAGCUAUAUAUUGCAAUAUAUGUCUUUGUUAUGGUGAUGGUUCUGGAUCAUUUUCCAAAGGUUUUUCUAUCUGGAGGCAUGUAUAUGAACGAGUGAGUGAGCAUGAAGAAACAAUAACACACAAAUUAAAUGUUGAUGCUCAUCUGAUGAAAAAGCAAUUUUCCUCGGUGGAUUCACUCUUAAUAGACGGGCUUGGUUCAAUAAGAAAAAUACAAGUUGAAAACAAUAGAAAUGUAUUACUUCGUCUUAUUGAUGUGAUAAAGUUAAUUGGAAAGCGCGGACUAAGUUAUAGAGGUAAAACAAAUGAGGCUGCUUAUUCACUUGAUGAUUCUUCUUUAGACCAUGGGAAUUUUUUGGAAAUAACUUUACUUAUUAGUAAAUAUGAUUCCCUGCUUAAAUCCCAUUUAGAUAAAGUUGUAAAAAAAAGUUUAAAAUGUCAUAAUGCUGGAGCCCAACAAGGAGGAGGUCAAGUUACUUUUUUAUCAAAAACUACAAUUAAUUAUAUUCUUGAAAUUAUCGCUAAAAAUAUAAAAUUUACCAUUUCUAAUGAAGUAAAAGACGCUGUAAUAUAUUCUGUACAACUCGAUACAACACAAGAUAUAUCUGUUACUGAUCAAUGCUCAAUAAUAUUAAGAUACGUAAAUGGUACAUCUGUCUUCGAAAGAUUAGUUGGCAUGGUAAAGUGUAGCUCAAGUAAAGGCUCUGAUUUUGUUGAGUUACUCUUAAAUGUUCUUAAAGAUAUGAAUAUAGACCCAAAAUGCUGUAUAGGGAACGCGACAGAUGGAGCUGCAAAUAUGCAGGGAGUCUAUAAUGGAUUUUCUGCAAAAAUGAGCGAAGCAGCAGUUGAACAAGUACACGUAUGGUGCUAUGCACAUGUAUUGAAUUUAGUAAUUAGUGAUAUUACAAGCAAAAUUGUCCAAUCUAUUUCUUUGUUUGGUAUCUUGCAAGGAUGUGCAGUGUUUAUACGUGAGUCAUAUAAACGUAUGGACAUAUGGACAACCAAAAAUUCUAAAAAAAAAAUAUGUACAAUCGGUGAAACAAGAUGGUGGUCCAAAGAUGCAGCAUUAACAAAGGUUUUUGGAAAUUUUAAUGAACCCAGAGAUGGAUUGUUUGUUGAUCUUAUAACUACCUUAGAUGAAAUUGAAAACAAUUUAGGUAUAACUCCAGAUGCUCGAUUCAAGGCAAAAACUUUAAAAGAAGGCUUGUUAAAAUAUGAAACUAUUUUAACUGCCCAGAUGUACUUGCGAAUUUUUAAAAAAACCACCCCUCUAUCAAAAUAUCUACAAGGGCAUGGAGUUAAUAUAAUUGCAGCUUAUCAAAUGGUGAAACAAACUCUAAAUGACUUGCAAGAUUGUGCCCGCCAGUUUCAUAGUAUUAAAGAAGCAGCCAAUACUUUUGUUGAAUAUACCAAUAAAAAGUUUGAUGAAAUGGAGAAUAAUACUAUAGAAGUUCUAAAUGAGUUACCUCAUAAUAGAAUAAGAAAAAGAAAAAGACAAUUUACUGACUAUGAUUCAAUAGAUGAUCCUAUUAUAGAUCCAUUACGUGCAUAUGAAAUCAAUGUUUACAACCUAGUGUUUGAUACUGUCAUUGAAAGUAUUUCAUCAAGAUUUGAAAAACAUGAACAACUAUGUGCCGAUUUUUCUUGUCUCGAUCCAAACAAUUUUCAACCAGAUUUACCACUUCCAACAAAUGCUUUAGUAAAAAUAUAUGAAAAAAUCAGAAAUUUUAUACCGGACAUAACUUAUGAUGAUUUUAGAAAUGAAUAUGUUGAUUUUACAUCUAAAUGGAGAGAGUUGAAAAAAACCAUUGCUUGUGUUUAUGAUGAACUAAAUAAUCAAGUUCCUGAUGAUGGUAAUGAUUCUGAAAAUGGAUACAAGAGUGAUGAUGAUAUUAUAGUAUGUGUGCAUAGUUCCAGUGCCAAGUAUUGUGUUACAUGCUGUUUUGAAGUGUUGGUGAAAUAUAAUUUAUACGCAAAUACAUAUCGUGGACUCCAUUUUGCAUAUAAAUUUAUGCUUACUUUAUCCAUUACACAAGUAGAAUGCGAACGUACAUUUUCUAAAUUAAAAUUUGUAAAAAAUUAUUUAAGAAAUACUAUAAGUCAGAAUGUAUUAGAGAGUAUGUUGUUAAUGAAUGUAGAAAAAGAUAUUCUCAAUAAAAUUGAUUCUGAAGACAUCAUUAAUAAAUUAGGAGCUAAGAGCCUAGAUACGUUGAAAAAUUUAAUGCCUUUAUCUGAAGAGCAUUUCACAGCUAUGCCCAUUGUUGCAAGUAUCAAAAUGAUACAACCUGAAUCCGAUGAAGAUGAUACAUGA